Messenger RNA from Mizuhopecten yessoensis (Yesso scallop), 486 nucleotides. RefSeq names its product peroxidase-like protein 3. The record is from RefSeq and is a predicted model, not a curated record. Gene Ontology annotation, biological process: response to oxidative stress. The transcript is spliced from 3 exons. The annotation marks the transcript as partial. Gene Ontology annotation, molecular function: peroxidase activity; heme binding. Lineage: Eukaryota; Metazoa; Mollusca; Bivalvia; Pectinida; Pectinidae.
CAGUGUGAGAAAUUUCCUAUUUUUAGACUCAAAAAAUGAUAGUCUUGACCUCGCUGCUUUGAACAUGCAACGGGGGCGUGAUCACGGACUGCCAUCAUACAAUGCCUGGAGGUCUUGGUGUGGCCUUAAUCCGGCCUCAGACUUUAGUCACCGCAAAAGUGGACUCGUCAACCAUUAUCGCACUGGCAGAAAUAGACUUUCUCGUAUUUACAGUUCCCCAAAUGAUAUUGACCUUUACAGUGGUGGUUUGUUGGAGAAACAUCUGCCUGGUGCCUUGGUUGGUCCAACGUUUGCUUGCAUCAUUUCCAGACAGUUUCGAGAUUUACAAAAGGGCGACAGAUUCUGGUAUGAAAACGAUGCGCCAUAUACUGGAUUUUCGGAAGCUCAACUGAAUGAAAUAAAGAAGAUGACUUUGUCAUCCAUUCUCUGCACCAAUCUCCAUUUAGUGAAAACACAGCUAGACUCUUUCCAAAUGAAAUCCGAUAC